Funneliformis mosseae is the source of this 2928-nucleotide messenger RNA. The record is from the annotation of a GenBank genome assembly. Lineage: Eukaryota; Fungi; Glomeromycota; Glomeromycetes; Glomerales; Glomeraceae.
AUGAGUCAUAAAACAAAGCCAAAGAAAGAUAACUGGUAUCAAGUUGUUGAACGCGAAGUAAGCUGUGUUGAACAACCUGCAGGUGGACGGUAUAUUCAACUUUGUAGAGCUAUCAAAGAAUCAGAAAAUCUCCAAGCCAUUGCUAGUACUCUUAUUCUCGAAGCAAAGAAAGUAGACGAAAGUGAAUAUACUACUCUAAAUGCCGACCUUUUUAUUAAUCAAUGUGAAGGUGACUUUAAUAAAUUAGUUAGUAAAUUCAAAAUCAAACAAAGCAAUCCAAUAAAAGUGACAGUUCCAGCGACCACAUCAGAAAAUAAAAUGAUAAAGGAAUUGGAAGCUCAGAUAGCUGCAAUGCAAUUAUCUCAAGAAACAUCAUCAAGUCCAGCAGUUGCAACCUCUAGUACAUCAACAUCAAAAACUCUAGCGUCCGUACCUAAAGAAAUAGUGGAAUCGUUAAAGAAAGCAGUAUUUUAUCAGACGAAAAUAGGAAUUCGAGUUUCUGACGAAAUACAUGUCCGUUAUAAUAAACAAACUAUCACUUUCAAACGAGCUGGCUUGGAUGGAAUGGAAUUAUCUAAAGUAGAUGACUUGAUAGAUGAAAUUAAACGUAAAUUGAAAAAUAUUGUUGAAGGUAUAUAUGAAAAAGCUAUCACUCUUCGUCGCGGAGGAAGUGAAGUCUUGAGUCCGGAAACACCAAUCGAUGGAUUAUACAACACAAAAGAAGAAGCAUUGCAUGUCGUAGUUGUUGACAUACCCCUUUUAAACUUAAUUGUGAAAGUACCUGGAAAAGAACUUCAUUUUCGUAAUCAGCGCAUGAGUUCACUUGAUGACAUUAUUAAGUUCAUCAAAAGCGGAGAUUCACUUGCACAACAUAUCGAUGACGAUACAAUUUUCCUAGGUGGUGAUAAAAAAAAUCUGGAUCAACAACAUCUAGAAGCUGCAAAGGAAUCUGGUAUCCUCGAGAUUACUUUAUCUAGUCCAAAUGUCAUAGAUACUGGAUCUGAAAUGCAUAGAGAAAAUCUUGAAAAAGCAUUUAACGUAGAUUAUAUAGAUAAUUUUGGAAUGAAAGAUAAAUUUCUGACUUAUCUAAAUCGUAAGCACAAGACUUGGAAUAAUAAUACCAAUCAUUAUGUUCCAUACAGUACAAUAUUUCAGAGCUCCGGUUAUGGCAAAUCGCGAUUGAUUAAGGAAGUGGCUAGACAAAUUCCUACAGUUUAUCUUUGUCUCCGGGAUGCAAAUAGUACUGGGUAUCCUCCGCGUACAAGUGUUGGUGCAGAUCUAUUUCAACGAGUGCUUAAUGAUUUAAAGGAAGGAGAGGAGUGGAGAUUUCUUUAUGUUUUGCAAGCUAUUAUUCAAUGCUUUAAUGAAGAAUUAGUAAAAUGUGAGUGUGAUACUCAAGUCUUAUGGGAUAAACAAAUGGAUACUUCAUUUUGUGAGAGUGUAUGGAACGAAAUUCAAAAUAGGUCAGAAAAUUGGAAAAAUAUACUUGAGAGUGAAGUGAACAUUAGAGCUAACUUCAUAACUCAAAAUAAUCCAAGUGAUGAUGUUUGUUUUUUAUUUUGUAUUGAUGAGGCUAGAGCUCUCAUUUCACCAUCUAGAAUGCAAAAAAUUUCACCAUUUAGAUUGUUUCGCAGAGCAUUGAGGAAAGUAAAAUGGAAUGGGUUCUUUACCUUACUUUUGGAUACGCUAAGCAAGAUAUCAAAUUUCGCACCUCCCAAAUCAUUAGAUCCGUCACAUUGGGAUAUUGAGGACUUAUCUCUUGAAUUAUUCUACCCAUAUUUUCGACUAACUACAACGGAUGUUUUCGAGGAUAAUGUUUAUGAAGAUGAGUCCUGGAAUUUGGCUAAAAUCUUCUUAGGGGAAAGACUACUUGGUGGAGCAAAUAAUUUUGAAAGUAGCACGCGGGAAAUUUCUAGUUUGGCAAUUCUAUCUUCUGUGAUAGGACUUGAUAUAUCACCACAAUCUCAGUUGGCCUCAGAACUUGUUGCUUCACAUAUGGCUACUUGUCUUUUUGUAUCAGAAGAUAGGGAACGGUUGAUUAUUGCUUAUCCUUCUGAACCUUUACUAUCAGAAGUUGCUUUUGAAUUUAUGUCAGAUUCAAUGUUACCAAAAAUAUUAUGGUUGUUUAGUACUUUACUCAAAAAGGGUCUUGUGGAUCCCGGACCUCAAGGAGAAAUUGUUAGUCGAAUUAUCCUUGCUGUUGUGGCUCAUAAACUAAGAACUGAUGGACCAGAAAAUACAGUUCAAAAAUUUCUUACAGAACUUUAUCAUAAUGAAUCUGUACCAGAAAAUCUAGAUGGUUUUUCAAAAGAAUUUAUUAAUGGAACAGUAGCAUUUACACAUUUUAAUGUGGUUGAUUAUGUACUAGAUUAUGAUGAUUUAGAAAUGACUUAUAUGAGAAGAUGUGCUUUCAUUAUGAAACGAAAUCAUCCUGGUGCAGAUAUCUGCAUUCCUGUUCGCCUGACAACUGGCAAAUAUAGCAUUAUUAUUAUUCAAAUCAAAAAUAUUGAUACUACAAGCAUAAAAGGUGAUGAUGAAUAUCCUGCAUCGGCUAGUUCUAAGUUAAAUUAUAAAUAUGUAUUUACGAGAUCUGAUUUAAAAGAUCAUGAUGAACCAUGUUUAUACUUAUAUUGGCAACUUGGAUAUAAUUAUCACUUUCAGGAGAAGCCUAAUACUGUAUCUACUCGUAGUGGUCAGUUAGAAUCUAAAAAUUUACAUUGGGCUACUUUUGGUCUUAGACAUUAUAAAAUUGAUGAUAUUUUAGAAAUUAUUGAGGACAUUUUGACUUCUCACAUUUCUCCAUUUGACUCUGAAUGGAAAGUUAAUAAUGAAAAAGAUGGAGAUACUUGGGAUGGAAAUGAAAUAAAAAUCAUACAUCCUGUCAGGUAUAGAAAAUUUAAAGAGGAUAAGAAAGUUGUUGCUAAAUAG